GCAAGCGGCGACCAUCGCAACAAACGGCGAACCGCACCACCUCGCUUCGUGUCGUUCUUCGUCACGUUCGCGUCUCUCUCCAGAGCCAACCGUGCACACGUACGGCUCUCUGCUCGCGGCACGAACGCGAGGCAUGCGAGGAAACACGUCGAACGCUCACGUCGUGAGAGGGUGUGCAACCGAUUAGUACGGACGUGCGGAGAGAGUUUCGGAGCGGCGAGUGAGUGAAUUCGCGGGGUGAGUUCGUCGAGGAGGAUCGUGUUCGAGGAACGGAGCGCGGACAACGGAGCGAGACGCGAGAGAGGAUUGAUAAGAAGGGAAGAGGAAACAGGUUGAUCCCCCCUUCCCCGCCAACACCCCCCGGUGUGUCGGAUACGCGUUUUCAAUAGAGGAGAUACUGUCGUGGUGGGUGACGAGUAAUCGGCGAGAACGGCUGCCAGCAGCAUGCUAGCCGACUGGUGUUCGCACCAUUUUGUGUUCGCGUGAUCCGGUCCGUCGGUGAUGAACAAACUGGAUGACACUCGUGCUCGUGACGGCGAGAACGAGUCGACGAACGAAGUUUGAAGUAGUACACGAGUACACGAGUUUACGUACGUACAUACGUGUCGAGUUUAUCGGCGACCGAGCGUGAACGGAGCGGCGAGAGAGUGUCGAGAGAGAGAGAGAGAGAGAGAGAGAGAGAGAGAGAAAGAGAGAGAGAGAGAGAGAACCGCCGCACGAGGAUCCGCCAGAAGGAGAAGAAGAGCGAAGAGAGUUUACGUGCGACGGGAAAAGCGGAGGUUUCGAACGGAUCGCAUGAGAAAAGGUCCCACGACCUUUGGGAAAUAAGGCGAAGAAGGGCGAAGAUUUCGCAGCACGCAGUCAAAGAAGCAAGUAUAUCGCACAGAGAAAAAACACACGUAAAACACACCGUAUUUUAUUAUACCGCAACAAUACACUGGGUAAUGUUCCGCAACUGCACCUUUGUCCGAUAAUUUUCUUUCUUCUAAAUGUCUCUCUCUCUCUUUAUAUAUAUAUAUAUUCAUAUAUUACAUAUAUUAUUUAAAUAUAUAAAUAUAUACAUGUAUGUAUGCAUAUGUAUAUGUAUACUUAUCUUUGUAUAUCGUAUAUAUAUAUAUAUUCUCUCUCUGUUCACACGCUCCGCCUGUGUUGUGUCACACUCUACCAUUGUAUGAUCGAUGUGCGUACUUAUGUUCGUCUCCUUCGAUGUUUCCGACGUCAUCGACGAUCAGCUGUGUCGUCCACCGCCUUAAUUAAUCCUCUUCCUGCCGCCGCACCCUCCCCCCCUCCCCCUCCCCCGAAAACCAGGGAGCACGGUUUUGCACAUUUUUCGGGCACCUGUUGAUCUCUCUCGUGCUACACAGCCACUUUUCCGCACUCUAAAGUCGUUCGGCGAGUCGUUCGAUGUCACGCCCGCUGCACGCCGUGUGUCACACCGCACCGUAGAAAUUUCGCCUAUAAUGUUAUAAUUAACGCCUCGCACCGGCGCACCAGCACCCCUCCCGAAAAAUUCAAGCUGUUCGACGGAGACUAGUUCGGCGAACUGUAAGUGUCCUGUAUAACCUAAAAGAAAAAAAAAGAAAAAAAAAAAAGAAACAUCCAGUAGACAAUCUGCAAAAGCAGCCGAAGAACCAGCGUGGUCCUUCACGUCGAGGAAUCGGCAGAGAAAGAGAGAGAGAGAGAGAGAGAGAGAGAGAGAGAGAGAGAAAGAGAGAAGCGGAGAACGAAGAAAGCAGUAUGCCGCAAUAGAGACGGUGGAAAGAAAGAUGGCGACGCAGGUAACCGAAGGGCGAGAGGACACAAGGGGUAAGAGCGGGAGGACCAGGAGAAAGACAGUCCGAUCAGGAGCACGUAACCAAUCGUGGCCGAUCGAUCGGGUUUCGUUGUUGCCCGCACUUGUCGAGCACCUUAAUAAGCACCCAUGACCAGCACCAGCACCAUUCAUCACUGGCACCACAUCACUCUUCUUCAGACACGCUCUCGGCUAUCGACGCGGAUAUUCCCUCGGAGAACCCCACCGAGAGCAUUGAACACUGAGCGGAACGAGACACGUGACUGUGGUCACGGGGUGCAACGAUUGCGAGGAUCGAGUCGAGAAGAAAAAGAAAGAGAGACAGAAACAGAGAAAGAGAGAUAGAUAGAGAGAGAGACAGAGAGAGAGAGAGAGAGAAUCGUUGUUUGUCUCGCAUAUCGCACCGAGCACGAAUCGGGCGAGUCGAUUUCGAAGGUUCUUCAAGGACGAUGAUGACGAGGAGGAGGAGGAGAGAAGGAGCCAAGUAGAAGACAGAGUAAAAGUAGUUGAACGUUUAAGGAACACGUUUAAGAAACGUUUCGUUUCCCAUGUAACGGAAGCCUACACGGUUAUCGAUUAAUCGCCGGUCAUCGCUCAUCGCCCGCGUUUUCUUCCCGUCGAGUCGCGCCCUACAGAGUCGCUUCCUCUCCCCAAGUCGCGGCACAGCUAACGAAAAGUCGGCCUAAAAAGAAGAAGAAGAAAAAAAGCUCCUCAGCGUCGUGCCUUUCGACUGGCAAGCGAGAAAUCGAAACGUGUGGUACGCGUGUCGUUACGACAUUAGAAAAGAAAGCAAGAGAAAGAGAGAGAGAAAGAGAGAGAGAGAGAGACGAAGCAAAGUCGGUAAAAGACUGUACGAAGAAUCGAUCGAAGAAGAAAGAAGAGUAAAAGAGUGAAAGAGAGAGAAAAACAGAGAGAAAGAGAGGAAAAGGAACGAAAAUAAAAGAGACUCUUUGGUGUACUCUUGAAUCGAUUGGAAAGCCGGCCCCGGUUAAAUCCGGUGAGAAGAAGCGACAUAUAUGAUGGCGGUGUGUAUGUUCUGGCUGCUCACGUACGUGGGACAAGGAUUGGACCUGGCGGUGGGUAAUCGUCCGGUGAUCAUCAUGCAGGGUGCACAGGAGCAGGACUACCGGCACGGCAGCGGGAUCAGAAAGAAGAGCGAGCUAAACUCGGUUGGCAAUAACCUGUUGCACUUCAGGAUAUAUCCUCCGGAGGCUUCUCACCGAGACGACCUGUCCAAUUGGCUGCUACUGAACGACGAGCCGCGGAUCUCUUCGUGGACGCCGGCCGGCAUAUUGAUCGACGAUAUGAUCAGAGAGCCCCGGGAACUGCAGACGGUGUUCUUCGCCCUGUCGCCGGCCAUGCUGAACACGCUCUACUCCGAGUACGUGAACACCGCAGCCACGCAGCCGGCCGAACAGUUUUUCCACGCGGAGGAGAACAAACCACUGCAACAGCAGCAAGGGCCGCUGAUAGGCGGCGGGCCUCUCGGCAGUCUACGCAACAAGAAGCUGCGUGUCGACUGUAGACACUCGAGGAACACGGUCAGCCUGCCGAUAAGAGUGUGCGACGACAAGGCAACGACCGGACGCAAGAGCCUCCAAGAAACCAGACAAUCCAACUACGACGAUCUCUUCGAGCAGAAGAUGAACGCAGCUGCGGCUGCUGCGGCUGCUGCGGCUGCUGCUGCUGCGAACGUGAAGACUGACGCGACGAUCUCGCGAGGGCCGGAGAAGCCGAGGGUGGCUUCCUCGUCGGAUUAUCAGAGCGCCGCGUUCGUGUCGAGGCCGCCGUUCGGCCUGGACGCGAUCAAACCACCUGGAAAGAGGAGCCAAACGCCUCCUCCUGGAGUCGGACGCCGCUCCAUCGACCUAGGAGGAGGAGGAGGAGGAGGAGGAGGAGGAGGAGGAGGAGAGUCCAGCCCGCAUCAAGCUCAACCGCUGUCCUCCCUCGGGAACGGCAUCAGCGUCGCUUCUCAACUCAUGCUCAGAUCCACCAGGGGAAGCAUACAGUACGACGUGCCGCAAAUCGAGUGUCCAAUCUCGGAAGACGGGAUGGAAAGGUUCGCGUGUCCCACGGCGGACAGAAUGGGUAGAUACCAUUGCAUCGACGAUCACGCCUUGUGCGACGGUUUCAUAGACUGCCCUACAGGCGAAGACGAGGACAGGCAAGCCUGCAUGUUUUACAAAACUACGAAAGCUCACCUUGACGUAUUGGCAGAUGCCAUUUUGCGAUGGGCAAGAGGACGCUAAUUCCUUUGUUGACGAUGAACCUCUGACCUAUGCAUAAAAUCAUAAGUCUGACGAGUUUACUUCUUUAUACAUUCACC
Frieseomelitta varia is the source of this 4118-nucleotide messenger RNA. RefSeq lists its product as uncharacterized. The transcript has 4 exons. Gene Ontology annotation, molecular function: transmembrane receptor protein tyrosine kinase activator activity; protein binding. Gene Ontology annotation, biological process: positive regulation of MAPK cascade. The record is from RefSeq and is a predicted model, not a curated record. Gene Ontology annotation, cellular component: terminal bouton. Bases 2809 to 4041 code for a protein of 410 amino acids. NCBI's taxonomy places the organism in Eukaryota, Metazoa, Arthropoda, Insecta, Hymenoptera, Apidae.